UGUGACUGGUUUGACGUCACGAGAGUUAUUUCCGGGUGUCCCAGCUGAAGUGACAUUUGGCUAGCUGAUUAUUUUAUGCUAACAAAUAUCUAUUUGGGACAAAAUGAAUCGUAUUUUUGGUCGAGGAAAGCCCAAGGGACCCCCACCCAAUCUAACAGACUGUAUUGGAGGUGUGGACUCUCGGGCUGAGUCUAUUGACAAGAAAAUUGCAAGGUUAGACGUUGAGCUUGUCAAGUACAAAGAUCAGAUGAAGAAGAUGAGAGAUGGGCCGUCAAAGAACAUGGUUAAGCAAAAGGCCAUGAGAGUGCUGAAGCAAAAGAGAAUGUAUGAGGGCCAGAGAGACAAUCUAAUGCAACAGUCUUUCAACAUGGAACAGGCCAACUACACAAUCCAGACCCUCAAAGACACCAAAACUACCGUGGACGCCAUGAAGGUUGGAGCCAAAGAGAUGAAGAAGGCAUACAAGAAUGUAAAGAUCGAUCAGAUUGAGGAUCUCCAGGAUCAGCUGGAGGACAUGAUGGAGGAUGCCAACGAGGUCCAGGAAGCCAUGAGCAGAAGCUACGGGACGCCAGAGAUCGAUGAUGAUGACCUCGAAGCAGAGCUGGACGCCUUGGGAGAUGAGCUCCUUUUGGAUGAGGACAGCUCUUAUCUGGAUGAGGCCACCAGUCACCCCUCCAUCCCUGAAGGAGUGCCCGGGGAGAAGAGCAUCAACCGGGAUGGAGUUUUGGUGGAUGAGUUUGGCCUGCCCCAGAUUCCAGCCACAUAGGAGCCCACACCAAGACCCGUCAUUAGUUUUUUUUUUUUAUGUAUAACAUUUUUAUAUUUAUCCAACUGACACUCCCAGGUCAUGGUGGUGACCAGAAUAAUAUCAACCAUUGGUUAUCAGUGGAAAAACAAAUCCAAAACAUUUGGUUAAUGUUGACAGCCUAUCUUGAUCUUGUUAUGGAUAUUUCUCUCUAUGGUGAUUCUUGGGAAAUGUGGUUUCUCUCAACUUUAUACUGCAGCAUUGUGUGUCCAAGAACCAAUAAAUGUAAUAUAUAUUUCA
This is a messenger RNA of Hypomesus transpacificus, 1045 nucleotides long. RefSeq names its product charged multivesicular body protein 5b (gene chmp5b). The record is from RefSeq and is a predicted model, not a curated record. The transcript has 8 exons. Gene Ontology annotation, cellular component: multivesicular body. Gene Ontology annotation, biological process: late endosome to vacuole transport via multivesicular body sorting pathway; vesicle budding from membrane. Lineage: Eukaryota; Metazoa; Chordata; Actinopteri; Osmeriformes; Osmeridae. Bases 104 to 766 code for a protein of 220 amino acids.